UUUAACAACUUAGUUAAAAGCUACUUUUAUCAGUUAUCUUUAUUAAUUAUUGAGUUCUACUGAAUUUUUGGUGGAAUUUAAACUGUUUAAAAUUUUGACGUUGAAGGAUUCGUCUUUUUAAUUUUUAAUAAUAACACUUAGCUGAAUAAUUAUUUUUUUGAACAUUCAUUAAAUUGAUCAAUCAUGUCUGGUCGUACACCCCAACGAAAUGGAUCUACAACGCCUAGAGAAGGUCGAACACCCUCAAGAAAUGGUAUUACCACACCAAGAACUAAUGGUAAUGCUACACUAAGUGCUAAUGGUAUUUCACCUCUCACUAGAACACCUGGUUCUAUUAGUAGCCGUCGAGGUGUAAUUUCAGAAGCAUCUUCUCCUGCACGCCAUUUUAUGACUAGCCCUUUACAAGGUUUACAUACUAGUGAAGUUGAUUUAAGUUCACCUAUUAAUUAUGGAUCUCCAUUAAGCUCUGUAGAUUCACGAGCUACUGGCUUUACUGCACGUAGUACUAGCUCAAUUCAACGGAAUAAUUUAUCAGUUAAUCGUCGUCAUAGACAAGUUGACAUUAGAUCUUUUGAAAAUGGUGUACCUAGAUCAGAUACUGAUACUCAAGAUGUUGCUUCUAAUUUAGUUAUUUGGGGAACAGAUGUAGUUGUUGAUAGAUGUCGAACAAGAUUUCAAACUUUUAUUGAAACAUAUUGUGUUAAUGAAAAUGAGCUGCCUCAUUAUAUGACAAAACUUGAUAAUGUUUUAGAAAUGGAAAUACCUUAUGUAGAUAUAAAUUGUAGUCAUCUGUAUCAGUUUGAUCCUGAGCUAUAUCACCAAUUAAUUUGUUAUCCUCAAGAAGUUAUACCAGUUUUUGAUACUGUUGUAAAUGAAGUAUUUUUUGCCAAGUAUCCUGCUGCUGAUUUAACUCAUGUAACAAAAGCAUUGCAAGUUCGUCCAUUUAACGUACAAAAAACAAAAAAUAUGAGAUUCUUAAACCCAGAAGAUAUGGAUCAAUUAAUUACAGUUUCAGGUAUGGUAAUCCGUUGCAGUGAUAUUAUUCCAGAAAUGCGAGAUGCAUUUUUCCGUUGCAUUGUUUGUUCUUACACAACUAUUGUUGAAAUUGAUCGAGGCAACAUAGCAGAACCUACACUUUGUCCUCAUUGUAAUACUAAUCACUGUUUUGAAUUAAUCCAUAACCAGUCUCACUUUACUGACAAACAGUUAACUAAACUUCAAGAAUCUCCUGAAGAAAUGCCAGCUGGACAAACUCCACAUACUGUAAAUUUGUACUCUUAUAAUGAGUUAAUUGAAACUGUUCAAGCUGGUGAUCGUGUUUCAGUUACUGGCAUUUAUCGAGCUGUUCCAAUGCAAGUUAAUCCUAAAAUGAGAAAUUUCAGAAGUGUUUAUCGAACUCAUGUUGAUGUUCUUCAUUUUUUAAAAUGUAAUGAUAGUCGUAUAGCUUUUUCUGUUGAAGAAAAAAAUAAAUUAACUGAAGAACGUAUUGAAGUAUUACAGCAACUAUCUAAAACAGAAGAUAUUUAUGAUAGGUUAUCUAAUACGUUAGCACCAUCUAUUUAUGAAAACAGCGAUAUAAAAAAAGGUAUAUUAUUACAAUUGUUUGGUGGUACUAGAAAAACUUCUAAAUCUAACAAACACUUGCGAUCAGAAAUCAACCUAUUGUUAUGUGGUGAUCCAGGUACUAGUAAAUCUCAAUUUUUAUCAUAUGUGUAUGAUAUUGUACCAAGAAGUCAAUAUACUAGUGGUAAAGGUUCAUCAGCAGUGGGUAUGACUGCCUAUGUUACUAAAGAUCCUGAAACUAGACAACUUGUUUUACAAACUGGUGCAUUAGUACUAGCCGACAAUGGAAUUUGUUGUAUUGAUGAAUUUGAUAAAAUGAGUGAAUCAGCUAGAAGUGUAUUGCACGAAGUCAUGGAACAACAAACAUUGAGUAUAGCAAAAGCUGGCAUUAUUUGUCAACUUAAUGCUAGAACUUCUAUUUUAGCUGCAGCAAAUCCAUGUGAAUCACAAUGGAACAAAAAUAAAACUAUCAUUGAAAAUAUACAAUUACCACACACUUUAUUGUCCAGGUUUGAUUUGAUAUUUUUAAUGUUAGAUCCUCAAAAUGAGCAAUAUGAUAGAAGAUUAGCUAAUCACUUAGUUUCACUAUAUUAUAAAAGUGAGAAUUAUGAACGAGAUGAACAAAUGGAUACAACUUUGCUACAAGAAUACAUAACAUAUGGUAGAGAAAAGUUUCAGCCUAUUUUAAAUGAAGAAAGUAGACAAAAACUUAUUCAAUAUUACGUCAAUAUGAGAACUGUUGGUAGUGGCAGAGGACAAGUGUCUGCUUAUCCAAGACAAUUGGAAUCUUUAAUAAGGCUGUCUGAAGCCCAUGCUAAAAUGAGGUAUUCAAAUGUAGUUGAAAUCGAAGAUGUAGAUGAAGCAUGGCGUUUGUAUAGAGAGGCAUUAAAGCAAAGUGCAACAGAUCCCUUAUCUGGUAAGAUUGAUGUUGGUAUUUUAACAACGGGGCUUAGCUCUGCAGCACGACAAAGACGACAUGAUCUUUCAGAUUAUUUAGCCAAAGUCAUAAGUAAUGAGGCAAAAUCAACUGUUUUUAACUAUCAAAAAUUAUUAAAUGAAACAAAAUUAGCUUUCCAAUUUCAAGUUACAAGAGAUAUGUUUGAUGAUGCUCUUAAAGAAGUCCAAGAUAUGGGCCGUAUUAUCAUUACUGGGAGAACAUCAAUUCGUAGCAUUUAAUUUAUUUAAAUUUAAUAAAUUUUUUACAACUAAAAAUGAUUUUUAUUUACUUUUUAACAUUAACUUAGUGUUAUUGUUAAAGAAUAAGAUUUUUUAAGUCUCUUAAAUUAUGUAGUAUAUUGAUAUUAUCAGUAUUUUUAAGUUCUAUUUUUAUACCUUCUAUAUGAAUACCAUACUAAAAAUUUUCUUUUGAAAUAAUCUGAAAUUUGUUUAAUUAGAUCCCAAGAAAAAAUAUUUUUCAAGCUUUUUAACCAAAACUUACAUAAUUUCUUAAUUGCAUAUUACAAAUGUUAUUUAAAUAACAAAUAAAGUAUUAUAUAUAUUUGUAUACUUUUAAUCUAAAAUUAAUUCUGCUAUAUAUACGAGUAAGAAAAAUGAAUAUACAUUCAUUCUACAUUGUCCUAUUAUAUUAUAUUAUACAACAUGAUUUUAUCAAAACUGAACUUUUAUUAACAUUUAAAACAAUAUAAACGGUAAAAAAUAGUUUUUUAAUUGUAGAAUUCAUUAAAAAUAAAAGUGUUUGAUUGUUUUUUUUU
Messenger RNA from Daktulosphaira vitifoliae (grape phylloxera), 3275 nucleotides. It is a transcript of the gene dpa, whose product is annotated as DNA replication licensing factor MCM4. NCBI's taxonomy places the organism in Eukaryota, Metazoa, Arthropoda, Insecta, Hemiptera, Phylloxeridae. The record is from RefSeq and is a predicted model, not a curated record. Gene Ontology annotation, biological process: DNA replication; double-strand break repair via break-induced replication; DNA strand elongation involved in DNA replication. The coding region runs from base 184 to 2739 and encodes 851 amino acids. Gene Ontology annotation, cellular component: nucleus; MCM complex. The transcript has 2 exons. Gene Ontology annotation, molecular function: single-stranded DNA binding; ATP binding; single-stranded DNA helicase activity.